CGGACCGGUUCACGUGUGAUCGAGUCCACACGUUGAAGUCUCCCGUGUGAACAUUAUUUUAUCGUUUUCGAUUUUUUUACAAGGUUUUUUUUUUGUUCAAAAAUAUAUUUUCCCAUUACGUUUGUUUGUUCGUCCCGACCGAAAUAGCUCGAAUAGCACCGGCAAUGUGAGGCGCCCGCCAAAAUCUGCAGUGCGCAUCAUCAUCAAUCUGUAUCACAUCGUGUUUACGACCGUUUACCGAAUUUAUAAUAUUACAGUGUUAAAAGUCGUACCGAAAUCAAGUUUCGUCUUGUGCGUUUAAUUUUGCAUAUUUCGCACUGUCAUCGCACCGUCCACAUGGAUUUUCAGGCGAAUUCGUCAAACAUGUUCACCAGGUUCGACGCGACCAAAUCUACCAAAGGAGCGAGUAAACUCCGGAGGGACCUGAUAAACGCGGAAAUCGCCAACCUCCGGGAUCUGUUACCACUUCCGCCGUCCACCCGGCAACGGCUGUCUCAACUGCAGCUGAUGGCCCUGGUGUGCGUGUACGUCCGGAAAGCCAACUACUUCCAGCAAGCUUUCAAACGUCACGAGUGCCUGCACCACCAUUGCCUGCCGACGCCCGGAUACGGUUUUUCUAAGGCGCUAAGCGGGUUUUUGAUGAUGAUGACCCAAAACGGCAAACUGUUGUACAUAUCGGAUAACGCUGCCGAGUACUUGGGCCACUCCAUGGAGGAUCUCCUCAUACACGGCGACAGCGUGUACGACAUGAUCGACAAACAAGACCACCAAGCCGUUCAGACAGAACUGUCGAGGAAUCAAACGUCUGCGGAGGACCAGGGUUGCAAGCGGAUGUUCUUGUGCCGGAUGAACGUUUCCAGGAACGCCAGAAGACAAAUGAGAUUCGGUGACCAAAAGGUGGUUCUUGUGCAGGGUCAUUACCUCUCCUAUCUGCCACUGUGCAGCAGAAACGAACCAGUUUUUCUAGCCACUUGCAGUCCGGUGGCGAUGCCAGAGACCAGGGAAGCCGUGGUCCAAGGUUCCACAACAGUGUUUACGGCGAUCCACUCAAUGGAUAUGAAGUUCAUACACGUAGACAAAAUAGGAGAAUUUCACUUGGGGUUUUCCCGCGUAGAGCUUCAAGGUGUUUCGUGGUACCAACUGCUACACUGGGAGUGCAUGCGAGAGGCCCAGAGUAAACACAGGCUGAUUACACAAUCGGAACAAGACCGUUCUUGCAUACUGUUGGCCAGGGUACAGAAAAGGGCCACAGGGGACUGGCUUUGGAUACACUGCGUGUUGCAGGUCAAAGACAACAUGGAAAACAGCCAACAGCCAGUCAUCGUCAGCACAAAUCAAGUACUUACGGACCAAGAAGCGGCCGUGAUGAGAGCCAACAGUUGGCUUUACCACUACUACAUGGUGCAGAGUAAACUUCAGUACGGUAUGCAGUUCGAAGCACAAACUUCCCCCCGAGUGCCGUCCGUCGGCCCCCCUGUGGCAGCGACCACGGCGAGCACUUCUUCGGACAUCGCUUACGCUUACCAGCAGUCGCCGGCGCAGCACAGGUCGCAACAGCUACAGCACGUACAGGACACUUCGCAAUACCCGACGGAGCAGCAGCAACCGCAGCACUUCCACCAAAUGCCCGACGGGUACUUCCGGUAUGCCGCUGGCCGGCACAAGCUGGAACCGGAACCCGUCGACUAUUCGCUCCAUUCGCCGGAUCAAACGCCGCCGCCGUUGACGAUGAAAACGGAGGAGUCCGCCGACUCACCGGUGUCACCGAUGGGCGCCGAGACGGGCGGGUGCACGGCCACCGCGUUGGCUCUGCCGUCGGCCACGUCUCUGGGCCGGUCCCGGGCGCUCGUCAAGGCCGCCAUGGACCCGGGCGAUAUGAUGAUGGACACGUGGAAUCCCAGCCCGCCGUGGUCGGACUGCUGUUCGGGCACCCAAAAAGUACCGGACGUGGACAUGCUCGGGAGUGGAGGCGGCUACUGCGGUCAGCCGACUCCUCCGACGCCCGGCAGCGGUGGUUCGUACCACAUGCCGGCCACCCACCAACACACCCCGGCCACGGCGUCGCAGCCGGCCACGUUCACGUUCGACUGGCCUGGCGAACAGUACGUGCCUAACGUACAUGAAGUUCUUGUCGAGCCGCCACCACCACACUACAUCGUGCCGUUCCCACCGUGGCCGCAGACGACCGAUCACCACAGGUUGUUCCCGUUACAACCGCCGCCGCCUGGAUCCUUAAACCGUCCAUCGCUCAUCGUCCGACUCGACCAAGACGCCACUGCCGAUACGUCGAUUCAAGACCGUCGGGAAAGUGAUAUGUGAGCUUCGUCGUUUCUCAUCUCAAUCAUACAUACAAUGUAAGAAGUGCAAUUUUCCAGGAAUCCAAAGCGAAAAAUAUGUAAAUAAUAGUUUUUUUUUUUAAUAGAUAACUAAAAUUCAUAUAAUCGGACCAUUUGAAAUUAAUUAAUAAUCAUAAUGUUAUAGUGUAUUCACUCUGAACCGUUGACCAUUUUUUAUGUGUUAAUAUUAUUUUUAUAAUCUUUAAGUAGGUUAAAGUUAAGUACCCCAUACACUCGAAUAUGCUUAUUAUGUUAAGAAAUCGUUUUAGUAUAAUUUUAUAACCACCAAGCUACGCCUGUGAUCUCUGUUUUAGACGAUUUUUUUUAUAUAGGAAUAGCCUUACGUUGUAAAAUAUUUUUUUUUAAGUUUUCUAUUAUUUUAUUAUAUAGCACACUAUAAUAUAUGUAACGGAUUUCAGUCUAUUAUUCUUGUUUUUAUUUGUAUUAUUUUAGUUAUUAUUUAAUUUGUUGGUUUUUAGUUCUUUAUUAGAAUAAUUCGAUGUACAUAAUAUAUUUAAUACAUUUAUCUUUUUUUUUUAUUA
This is a messenger RNA of Adelges cooleyi (spruce gall adelgid), 2878 nucleotides long. It is a transcript of the gene dysf, whose product is annotated as PAS domain-containing protein cky-1. NCBI's taxonomy places the organism in Eukaryota, Metazoa, Arthropoda, Insecta, Hemiptera, Adelgidae. Bases 337 to 2319 code for a protein of 660 amino acids. Gene Ontology annotation, biological process: regulation of transcription by RNA polymerase II. The record is from RefSeq and is a predicted model, not a curated record. Gene Ontology annotation, molecular function: RNA polymerase II transcription regulatory region sequence-specific DNA binding; protein dimerization activity; DNA-binding transcription factor activity, RNA polymerase II-specific. The transcript is spliced from 10 exons.